Impatiens glandulifera is the source of this 1930-nucleotide messenger RNA. Its product is annotated as ABC transporter F family member 1. NCBI's taxonomy places the organism in Eukaryota, Viridiplantae, Streptophyta, Magnoliopsida, Ericales, Balsaminaceae. Gene Ontology annotation, molecular function: ATP hydrolysis activity; ATP binding. The record is from RefSeq and is a predicted model, not a curated record. Bases 79 to 1875 code for a protein of 598 amino acids. The transcript has 5 exons.
AGGAGAAAAGUGAGGUAACCCUAGUCGAAGAAACCAGAUCUCGCGGUUCGAUUUAUUCUAGUUUUAUUAGGAGGAAGGAUGGUAUCGGACGCGAGCAAGAAGAAGGCAGCUCAGAAGAAGGCCGCGGCUGCUGCAAAGAGAGGAGGAAAAGCCGCAGCAGCCUCUUCAACAUCUUCGUCUUCCGCUCCUCAGAACACUGUCUCCUCCGCCGAAAGUCUGUCUAAUGGGGUCAAUUCGAUUCAUUUGUCUGAUCGGAACUGUACUGGGGUCCUCUGUUCUCAUCCUCUGUCAAGGGAUAUCCGGAUAGAGUCACUGUCGCUUACUUUUCAUGGACAUGAUCUUAUAGUUGAUUCCACUCUAGAACUCAAUUACGGAAGACGUUAUGGCCUUCUUGGAUUGAAUGGUUGUGGGAAGUCAACACUUCUUACUGCGAUAGGGUGCCGGGAGCUUCCCAUCCCUGAGCACAUGGACAUACAUCAUUUGUCUCGAGAAAUUGAUGCUUCUGAUAUGUCUUCACUAGAAGCGGUCAUAAGUUGUGAUGAAGAGAGGAUGAGAUUAGAGAAAGAAGCAGAAGUAUUGGCAACACAGGAGGACGGUGGUGGGGAAGCUUUGGAUCACAUAUAUGAGCGUUUGGAAGCAAUGGAUGCAUCGACUGCAGAAAAGCGUGCUGCUGAAAUUCUGUUUGGGCUUGGUUUUGACAAGAAAAUGCAAGCAAAGAAGACACGCGACUUCUCUGGGGGAUGGAGAAUGAGAAUUGCUCUGGCUCGUGCCUUGUUUAUGAAUCCGACUAUCUUGCUGCUUGAUGAACCUACCAACCAUCUUGACCUUGAAGCUUGUGUCUGGCUGGAGGAAAAUUUAAAAAAAUUUGACAGAAUUUUGGUGGUGGUUUCCCACUCUCAAGAUUUCCUAAAUGGUGUCUGCACCAAUAUCAUUCACAUGCAGAGCAAGAAUUUGAAGAUCUUUACCGGCAACUACGACCAGUACAUUCAAACACGGUCAGAGCUGGAGGAAAACCAAAUGAAACAGUACAAAUGGGAACAGGAGCAGAUAUCAUCCAUGAAAGAAUACAUUGCUAGAUUCGGUCACGGUUCAGCCAAACUAGCUCGUCAGGCACAGAGCAAGGAAAAGACCCUAGCGAAAAUGGAACGAGGUGGCUUGACCGAGAAAGUAGUGAUGGACAAGGUGCUGGUUUUCCGAUUCACCGAUGUUGGAAAGCUUCCUCCGCCGGUCCUGCAGUUUGUGGAGGUCACCUUUGGGUACACACCCGACAACCUGAUCUACAAAAACAUCGAUUUUGGAGUUGAUCUCGAUUCUAGGAUAGCGUUGGUGGGACCCAACGGAGCGGGUAAGAGUACGCUGCUGAAGCUGAUGACGGGCGAACUGACUCCACUGGAUGGAAUGGUGCGCAGGCAUAACCACCUGAGAAUAGCUCAGUAUCAUCAGCACUUGACCGAGAAACUGGAUUUAGACAUGCCUGCUCUGCAGUAUAUGAUGAGAGAGUACCCUGGAAACGAAGAGGAGAAGAUGAGGGCUGCAAUUGGGAGGUUCGGGUUGACGGGUAGGACCCAGGUAAUGCCCAUGAAGAAUCUUUCAGACGGGCAGAAGAGCAGAGUGAUAUUUGCGUGGCUAGCGUAUAGACAGCCGCAAAUGCUGUUACUGGAUGAGCCGACUAACCAUCUUGAUAUUGAAACCAUCGAUUCUCUGGCGGAGGCGUUGAACGAGUGGGAUGGUGGGAUGGUUCUGGUGAGUCAUGAUUUUAGGCUGAUUAACCAGGUGGCACACGAGAUAUGGGUUUGCGAGAACCAGGCAGUUACAAGAUGGGAAGGUGAUAUUAUGGACUUUAAGCAUCACUUGAAGAGCAAGGCUGGUCUCUGAUUGGGCAUGUAGCUCUUGUUAGUCAUCGAUUUUAUUUCAAUUAGUUGUUUUUUAA